GUCAUUUAGUUGUUGACGAAAGAAAACAAAUAUUAUAAAUUCUUAUCAACAAAAUUUCAUUUUUUCCUUGAGAAACCGCAAAUUCCUGCAGUUGACGCUCUUUGAGGGGCGUAUCUGAAGAUAAGUUACCAUAUAAUUUAAAAAUGAUGGAAGUGUAGGCAGUAUCCUGGCAUUUUUAGCUGGAAUUCGCUGAAAUUUAAGUCGCAAAAAACUCAAUGUCAAAUCAUUACAAAUAUCAAUUGAUUAGUUAAUUAUUAGGUUCACAUUUCGAAUUGUAUUACCAAGAAGAAAUAAAUCAUACAAUACAAGAUGUCUCAGAUAGAUUGGAGAUACGUAAAGGAAUUGUUCUAUCAAAAAGACGAUGAACGCAAUCUCAUAUCGGCCUCCUUCCACAUGCUAACCAUCACUCUGAUAAGCAUGUCUUUAGUGGAUCUUUCAUGGUUUAACAUUACAGGCGAUGUCUGUAUUCCGUACCUAACAAUGGGGCAAUUCUUCUGGUUUGGUUACGGCAGUGAAGAAGUCAACUACUCAAUUUUUGAUUGUGUUGAUUCCACAAUUGUCAAUAUGAUGCGUAUCAUAAUAUUGUUAUGUUUUAUGGCCAUUAUAUUCGCGUUUAUGGGAUUUAUUUUGGACAUUGUCAGUCCUCGGACUCUAAUAUACAGGAUGUUUAGGAGAUACGCGGUUUCAGGUACUGCUACAAUAUUAUUUGUGAUGACAAUCAUCACAAUGUCAUAUUACGUAGUGAUACUGUUAGAGGACACUAUCGAAGAUAAAACAUCUAAAAAUUACUACGAAGUGUCCUAUGGUUUGGGAUUCUAUCUUGUUGCAUUUGCUGGAGGCGUACAAGCAGUAGGUCUGAUGUACAGCUUGAUUUUGCCAUACAAAUCGGCUUACGAGGAAGAUGACAGUUGUUUGAUCGAUGGCUUCGACGACGAAAGCCAUUUCCAGAGCCCCACACCCCCUCCUCCUUAUUCUUUGACUCCUCCUCCACCUUAUUCUCCCUGAUUUUUAUCCCACCACAAUGAUACUCCUGUUUAAUCACUCUCAUACACUACCUUCCCCAAUCUUUGUGUAUGACCCUGUACAAAAAAGUUUUUUUUAAGCUUCCCUUAGCUUGUCCUUUGUUGAACUCAGUUGAAGAGUUUGGGAUAUUAUGAGGAAACUAUAUUUUUUGCUAUUGUAUAGAGAUGAGCAGAAGAACGAUGUGAUAAAUAUUUUUACUAGUCUCUCCAACCCGAAAAAAAAUUAGGUACCUUACUUAAAUAUAACCUUAGAGAUGUUUUAAGUACUAAAAAUACUGGUAUUAUUUUUUUAUUUCUUCUGCUAUUAUAUUGUAAAGUAUGUCCAGUUAUAUAACCAAAGAAAAAUAAGUACCACUGUAAUAUAUCUACAGAUCAACAUAUCUCGCAAGUAUUUCAACAAAAGUACUUAACAGUGCGUUCUAAAAUAUUUAUAUUACCUCUACAUGUUGACCUGGUGUCUGUGUAAUUUAUACAGAGUAUAGUAUACACAACGUACUCUACUUGAUGUUGAAAAAAUCAUUUUUAGAUCUGAAAUUAUAUUAUUUUUUUUAUUACUAUUGUUUGUUACUUUGUAAAGAUAGAAAUUAGUGUGAAACUAGUUUCUUCUCGCAGAUAUUUUUAUUAAAUUAUGCUUAAAAA
Molecule: messenger RNA, 1661 nt
Organism: Sitophilus oryzae (rice weevil)
Lineage: Eukaryota; Metazoa; Arthropoda; Insecta; Coleoptera; Curculionidae
Product: transmembrane protein 127-like
Exons: 5
Coding region: 310-1005 (231 amino acids)
Biological process (GO): negative regulation of cell population proliferation; negative regulation of TOR signaling
Cellular component (GO): membrane
Source: RefSeq, a predicted model, not a curated record